Adineta ricciae is the source of this 327-nucleotide messenger RNA. The record is from the annotation of a GenBank genome assembly. NCBI's taxonomy places the organism in Eukaryota, Metazoa, Rotifera, Eurotatoria, Adinetida, Adinetidae.
AUGCAUGAUGGAGGACAAUCAAAUACGCAUUCGAGACGUUCGAACUAUUCGUACAUCGAAGAGCAAAAUGAAGCACGUACGGAGUUGUUGAAUUCGAAAGUGAAUCAACUAAAACACCUAGCUGUUCAAAUUAGCGAAGAAACACAAUUCCAGAAUAAAUACUUGAAAGAACUGAACAGUCAUAUGGAUCAUACAGAUAGUUUGAUUGGUCAAGCACGUCGUCGUGUUAUCUUAUUAGCUCGAUCGGGUAGUUGGAAAAUUUAUUUAUAUUUGAUUCUUUUUGCUCUGUUCAUUUUUCUUGUUAUUUAUUUUCUGAUUAAACGCUGA